Molecule: messenger RNA, 4606 nt
Organism: Trachemys scripta elegans
Lineage: Eukaryota; Metazoa; Chordata; Testudines; Emydidae
Gene: ARB2A
Product: family with sequence similarity 172 member A
Exons: 12
Coding region: 291-1541 (416 amino acids)
Biological process (GO): regulatory ncRNA-mediated heterochromatin formation
Cellular component (GO): nucleus
Molecular function (GO): siRNA binding
Source: RefSeq, a predicted model, not a curated record
CGGAAGUGGAACUCGAAAUUGGCAGCGGCGCCGUGAAUCGCGGAGAGGAAACAGCCAGGAGAGGUGGCGCGUGUCCCGGUAACGGCGCCUCGCCCCGCCCGGCCUUUGCGGGACAAGGGGCACCAGCAACUUGUUGGGGACAAACCCAGUGAUGAGCUGCCGAAAUCUUAACAACCAGUUCCCUACCGGGUCUUUGGCGGCGGGUCCUUCAAUGCGGCCCAAGACCCGGAGAGAGUGAAGGACGUGCCGCCGAAGACUCGGAGCGCCACCCGCUCAUCCUGUGAAGAUUGAUGUCCUUUUCCUUCAUCACUUUAAUUUUGUUGACAAUUUGGAUAAACAUGGCACAGCUCCAGCAAGGAGGCCCAGAUGAAAAAGAAAAAACUACUGCACUAAAAGAUUUAUUGUCUAGAAUAGACUUGGAUGAACUGAUGAAAAAAGAUGAGCCACCACUUGAGUUUCCCGAUACACUUGAAGGAUUUGAGUAUGCCUUUAAUGAAAAGGGGCAAUUAAGGCAUAUAAAAACUGGGGAGCCAUUUGUUUUUAACUACCGUGAAGAUUUGCAUAGAUGGAACCAAAAGCGCUACGAAGCUCUUGGAGAGAUCAUUACUAAAUAUGUCUAUGAACUACUGGAAAAGGAAUGCCACUUGAAAAAAGUAACUCUCCCAGUAGAUGCUACUGAGAGUGAGCCAAAGAGUUUUAUCUUUAUGAGUGAGGAUGCAUUGACAAAUCCAGAUAAACUGAUGGUUUUAAUUCAUGGUAGUGGUGUUGUCAGGGCAGGUCAGUGGGCUAGAAGACUUAUUAUAAAUGAAGAUCUGGACAGUGGCACACAGAUUCCCUAUAUUAAGAGAGCUGUUGAGGAAGGCUAUGGAGUAAUAGUACUGAAUCCCAAUGAGAACUAUAUUGAAGUGGAAAAGACAAAAGCCCAAGUACAGCUGUCCUCUGAUAGCUCAGAUGAACCUGCAGAAAAGAGAGAAAGAAAAGAUAAAAUCCAAAAAGAAACAAAGAAGCGACGUGACUUCUACGAAAAGUAUCGGAACCCGCAAAAAGAAAAAGAAACUGUGCAGUUGUAUAUUAGAGAUAAUGGCUCUCCUGAAGAACAUGCAAUUUAUGUGUGGGACCACUUUAUUGCUGAGUCAGCAGCUGAAAACAUAUUUUUUGUCGCUCACAGUUACGGUGGACUUGCAUUCGUAGAGUUGAUGAUUCAACGAGAGGCAGAUGUAAAGAAUAAGGUAACUGCUGUGGCGUUGACAGACUCUGUUCACAAUGUGUGGCAUCAAGAAGCUGGCAAAACUAUUCGAGAAUGGAUGCGAGAGAACUGUUGUAACUGGGUGUCUAGUUCAGAACCACUAGAUACAUCAGUAGAGUCCAUGUUGCCAGACUGCCCACGUGUUUCUGCAGGGACCGAACGUCAUGAGCUAACUUCCUGGAAGAGUUUUCCGUCUAUUUUCAAAUUCUUCAGUGAAGCAUCCGAGGCAAAGAACAGUUCAGUCAAACUAGCCCCAACACGACGCUCCAACAGAAUCAAAUACGAAGAGCUUUAAGAGGAGAAAAACAUCUCUUUGCUGCUUGUUUCCUGCAAGCAGACUCCCAGCCCCUCAUUAGAUUGUUUUCUUCCUAGAGCACAGGGUCGUGAUGUAUACAUCUAAAUAGCGUUUUGCAUUAUUUCUAGAUGAGUGCAACUGUCAAAGCAAUAUGGGUUCACUGGUUGUGCUUCCUGUGGGCUGUAGCUUGGAUUUCGUGCUGCCCAUCAGUGCGCAGAUUAAGGCUGACAGCAGUACUGCACAGUGCAGCAUGGUGCAGCUCUAAUUGCCCUGACAUAGCCCUGCACCGAGCUGAUGCCAGAGUUUAACAGCUUCUUCGUGGUCCUAUCGCCUACAGGAUUUUUGCUGCUUCCUUCCAGGGUUCACUUUUCUUGCUUGCUUGCUUGCUUUCUCUGACAGGAGCAAACUUUAGGUUUUAUGCAUUUUUAACCGAAUUGCUUUUAAAUAAUUUAUCCAGGUAGAUUUCUCUCCCCUCUUCCUCCUCCCUACUCUUCUUCAGCCUUUAAAAUACUCAGAUAUCUUUCUAACAAUGGAAUAUUUUUGUUUGUGCUUUUUAGGGGGGUUAUUUAAGCCAUAAUGACUCAAUUUAAAUUUAAAAAAUAGCACAAGGACGAUGGUGUAGUAUUUGGAUUUAUAGAUAUGAAUUGUUCCCUGUAGCUCUAACCAUAUCUUUUUUUUCUUUUGAGACCAGAGGAGAGACUGUGCAUAAAAUAGCUCCUAAGAAAUAAUAAAUUAAUGAAUAGGUAUUUCUAUGGAGGACCGUCUCUGAAUUUAAAAUAAGGUUUCUAAUAAAUCUGUACAUUACAGAAGGAAAGGACUAAAUUUAAACCAAAAUGAACCGAUGCUAUUUAUGCUGAAAUCUUUUGCUUCGUGAUUUUAGGAUUCCCAUUUUUACAGAGUUUGUAUCUCUGAAUAAUUUUAAAUCACGAGCUGUAAUACAUGUUUUAGUGAAAAUUGUAACAUAGAUUAAAUACCUGUAUUUAAAAUUUACUUUUAGAACUUGGUUGAUACGUUUAUUUUUUAUUCUAAUAGAAUGUCUAUUUUGAGACAAAGCAAAAUAUAAAUUACUCUUUUUAAAGAGGGACAUAAUUUUGAAUAGUAAAAAAAAAAUUUACAAUCAAUAGUCUUUUCUUCUCUGGGACCAAAUGGGAUCAACUCUUCAUACUUUCCAUGUUCUGCAGAUAAGGGGUCCAAGAACUUUGGUCCAAAUUUGUGGGAAAGUCUCUUUGUAUAAAGAUUUUUUCCUUCUUUGGCAUUAUUUGUAGAACUCCAUUUGCUUUUGAAAGUUCUACCUUAAAAUGCCAAUUGCUUUGUACUUUACCAAUUCAGCAACCGUCUGGACCACACUGUGAAUUAUGAUAGCAUAAAUAAAUAAAAAGUCAUGAAUUACUGAUUUUGCUGAUUUUUUUUAAUUCAAAUAUGCUUACAUUUUCAUAUUCGGAAUUUUUAAUAACUGUAAUGCCUCAUCAUCCUGUAAUUAGUUUUUGAUUCAACACAGGCCUAGAUUCCCUAUUUCUUUCAAAGUGUUUGCAAAAAUAAUGUUCCUGCCUUACACACCUGGUAAAAUACACAGCCAGUUUCACCGAAUUUAAACGCUCAGAAAAUCAUUGAAAUUGCAGACCUCGGAGGGAAGUGUUUUUAGUAAUAGUAGCUGAUGUCAGCAACUUUUAACGGCUAAUGUCUGAUAAGCAACAAUAUGUGCCUGAUACCGUGUCUGGCAUGCAAGUGCACUAAUUACGUCUUAUAGUUUGAUGAAGCUAAAUUAAAGUGAUCUUUUCUUCAGUGGUCAUGUCUGCAUCGCCUCUGAUGUUAUUAGAGCAGAGGCAAAGGACAAAAAUCAAAACGGUAUUUCAUCCAACUGCUGUGUUACUUCAAACCAGUCAAAUCGUCGGCAGCCACCACAUGGGUUUGUGAUAUUGACCCCUUUUUAAUGUAAUUUUUCCCAUUUCGGAGUUGAAUGGAGGAAUUCAGUACGGAAGGGGUGAGGGUAGGGGGCUAUUGUUGUUAAUACGAUGUUUUAAAGUGUUUAAUGUGGAUUUCAAUGUAUUUUGUCUAGAGUAAACGUACCAGUAACCGAAUCAUGUCACUUCAGUGUAAGGAGAGAUUCUUCCGGAUCUUUCCAUUUUAUUUGCUAACUUCUUUUCUUUGGUUUCAUAAAGUGUGUGCAGUGCUCAGUGUUGGAGGGUCACAGUUAGCCAGCUGUAAUACUCCAUGUAUAUACACCAGGCAUUUAGCUAACCUGGGGUGUUUUUCAGUUCGCACAUUACUUCUUUCAGCAACCUCCGCUUGUAACAAGAGAAAAUCACUGUAAAAUUGCCUGCUAUAAUCCGCAGUCUUCUCUCCAUUAUAGCUUCACUCCCUUUUGUAAAUGGCCCUUACACAUGGAGGUCAUUGUGUUUCCUGAGUUAGACUUUCGCAAGCAAGACACGAGGGGUUUUGCAAGCUGUGGAGCUUCCCAAACGGAGGCAAAGCAAAAUCCACGUCUGCCACUGAGCAGCUUCCAGUGUAAUCAUAUUUCUCAACUUAACCUGUUGAUGAUGGGUUUGCUGUAUAGACGUAAUAAUAUGGUUCACCUCAUUUCUCCCCAAGUAACUUCAUGCUGUCGGUGCUGGCCACCUACUGGGGCUGGCCUGUCACCCAUUUACGCCGUUUGUACUCCUCCCGGGUUUGUUUCCACUCUGAACAGUGUAUCAUGUGAAUACGGUUUUAACUCGUUGAUUUGCAUUUCAUAUGUGUAUUUUUGUGCUUAAAUGAAGAGACGGGGUGGGGGGGGGGGUUGAAAAAAGCUCUCAAACAAAUCCUGCAACCGUCAAACUCUUACCACUGGGAAUGCAUGAGGGGAUUUUCCAAGGUGCCAAAUAUCACAGAAUUAAUCUAUUUUUUUUAUUUUAAUGGAAAUUAAGUGCAAAAAAAAUCUGCUGUAAUAAAUACCCUUUUAAAAGUGUCUUUCUCGUGCCCUAAUUGACUUGCGUUUUUGCCUAUGUAAAGAACUGCAGGGAGUUCUUAUGAAUUGUAUAUUUCUGUUUACACUUUAAAAAUAAUAAUAAAAAUCUUUUCUCUUCUAA